AUGAGCGUCUCCGGUAUCGUCCGUCCGCGCUUCCUGUACUCAGGGGCGGGAUCGACGCUGCAAUUUCCUUUAGACCACACACACAUGUCCCAAUUAGAUCCUUCGUCCCUGGAAGGUCGUUUACAGGACGCGUAUUUCGUUGCACCGGCGUCGCACAUCGGACGUGUGGUCACUGGCGUCGUAUUUGUAGCCGAACAGAGCCGCGUGAGUCGCGUCUUCGCUUCGGGUGCUGGUGGCAUUGAUCGCUUUGGCCUCACGAUCAUUUCGUUUGCUGAUAAGCUAGCAGAACAGGGUUAUAAGGUGCUAGUGCUGGAUCUGUCCCAAGAAGGGAAUGCGGCUCCGACGGACAGCGUCACACAGGAGCAUGUAGCUAUUGUACAACAAGCAGCGCUUUAUCUUAAGAAAACACACGGUAUUCAGCGUGUGGGGCUUUGUGGAGUGGAUGCAGGAGCGGAUAUUGCGAUCAAGGUGGCCAUGGAGCACUCUGCGCCGAUGGAUUGCGUCAUUGCCAUGUGUCCCAAGGGUCUCGUGCCUUGGAAACCUUUUGGAGAAGAGCAAAGUGAUGAUACAUUAAAGUCUUCUGUCAUUCCAAUACUAGUUCAAUUGGGGGAGAAAUCAUCUUACGCUGCAUCGGAGGCUUACCAGACGCUAUUGAGCUCGUGUGCGGGUAAUCCACAGGCAGCAACGGCGCUUAAGGCGUCACUUUUUGUAAAUCAGCACAGUGGUUUCGCAUUCUCCAACAUCACGGAUGAAGAUGCGGCAACGCAGGCAAUUGCAGAGGUUCUCGACUGGCUUAUACAGCAUCUGCAUCGUUUCAAGGUGGCUGCAGCUACUAGCGAUACUGACCCAUGGUGGCCUCAAGGCCGCAACGGUCCUUUUUUCAAUGUCGGCCUGCACACAUGGCAGGAAUCGCGAGCAACUUGGCUUACUCCCACACAGGCACGUCCGCCACGCCCACCACCAGUACCUGCUCACUUGCUGUUCGACGGAUUGUCGUCUGUGCGCAGAACUUUCGACUUGCCACAGCGUAUGCGCCUAGGUGAUGUCAUUGAACUUUUCGCUGAGAUUUGGGAUGUACAACAAUAG
This is a messenger RNA of Peronospora farinosa, 1086 nucleotides long. The record is from the annotation of a GenBank genome assembly. NCBI's taxonomy places the organism in Eukaryota, Oomycota, Peronosporomycetes, Peronosporales, Peronosporaceae.